AUGAAUUAUAACCAUCAAUAAAUAGUAGAAACAUGGUUGAGGAGAUUCCGUGAAUGUUUGAACUUCUGUUAUGGAAGUGAUUCAUAGAUGAUAACCAUGGAAUUGCAUAAGGGAAAUGUUCAAUUAUUGAGUGUACCUUAAAACAAAAACAUUUUCAACACUAGAAAAUAUAGAGUAAUGUUCAUGAUAAUGUUAGUUAUAUAACUUUUUACCUAAAACAUUAUUCAAUGCAUUGGAAAGAUUUGGAAAUAUUUAUCUUUUAGGGAUUUCCUUAAUAAUGUUGAUUGAUCCAACAUUAUCUCCAUUUUAUAGAUGGAUCACUAUAUUCCCUAUUGGAUUGAGUGUGAUAUUUUAUGUCUUAAUGGAAUUCAUACUAGACAUACGUAGAUAGAGUCAUGAUCAUAAAAUAAAUAUGCAAACAACAUCUAGAGGAGCCAAAGAUGGUUCAAUAGAAACUAUAAAAUGGAGUGACAUUUAAAUUGGAGAUAUUCUAUAUCUUAUAAAAGGAGACAUUGUACCUGCAGAUAUGAUCUUAUUAGAUACAGGAUAAGUUAGAGAUAGAGAGGCAAUCUGUAUGGUUGACACUUAAUAUUAUGAUGGCAAAUCUACUUUAACAAAGAAGAAAUCAUCAUAUUUAACAUAAUUGAUAGUCUUAAGAACAAGAUUAAAGAAUUAAUUUCCAGAAUAUAGGAAAAUGUUAACUGGGAAACUGGAAUAUGAAGCACCAAAUGGAAAUACUGAAAGAUUUCAUGGAAGAUUAAAAUUAAAGAAGGAUCCAAAAAAUGAAGAAUUAACUAUUGACAAUUUCAUCCCUAAAGGAACUAAGAUAAAAUAAACAUCAUGGUUAUUUGGUUUAGUUGUAUAUGUUGGUGAAAAUACUAAAACUAUGCAAAGUAGUCAUUACAAUGCAUAAAAACAUAGUUUUGAAGAAAAACAAUGCAAUUUCUAUUCAUUUCUAAUGGCUUGUUUAUCACUCUUCUUUACUUUGAUAUCAAUCAUAGUUCUAUUGGCAAGAUCAGAUGAAGGUAAUUUUGCAUUAUUAAUUGAUCCUAAUACUACCAAUGGAAUGAAAGUCUUUUAAUUGGCAAUACUAUAUGCUCAAUUAAUUCCAUCUACUCUUUAUCUAUUAUUAGAUUUUGUAAAUUUUAUUUCUUUAUUUAAAUAUGAGAUCAAUUAAAUUGAAGAUAAUAUUAUUAAGUAUGUUAAAAUAAACAGUUCUAACAAUCUUUGUGAUUUAGGACAUGUUGAUUAUAUGUUAAUUGAUAAAACAGGAACUUUAACUACAUCUUAUUAAAAAUUGGAUAAUCUCUUAUUUGGUUCAUUGUCAUUUACUUUAAAUUAUGAUUAAUUAUAAACAACUUUAAAUUCAAAAUCAGUCAAACCAGAAGAAAAUGAAGAUCCAAUUAAAUUUGCUAGUAUCAAUGAUAAUAAUGAAUAUUUGAUUCCAUUUGAAUAUGAUAAAAAGAGCAGUCAUACUGAUGUCUAACCAAGUGGUAAAUUAUUGUUAAAAAGUGUAAAAACAUCAAAUAACAAUCCAGUUUUUAAUUAGAUAACUGCUUUACCAUAAAAUAAGAGAAUGACUAUGUUACAUAAUUUAGAGAGCUCAGUCUAAUAACCUUUAAACGAUUUCUUAUAAUCUAGAAUAUUUUUACCAUAACCAAAAACAAGAAAUAGUCCAGGAAAUAAUAAUGAUGAAUUCAUUUAAUUAGUGAAUCAAUUAAGAAAUAGUUCUCCUUAAUAAGAAUACUUAUAAACUGAAGAUAUAAAUACAUUAUAUUAUGAUGCAUUUUUGAAAUGCUUAAUGUUAUGUCAUGAGGCUAGAUUAGUAUUUGGUGCUGAUUCCAUUACUUAUGAAUCCUUUUCAAAAAGUGAAGAAAUUGCAUUAACAUUUGCUCGCUCUUGUGGUUAUUCACUAGAAAAUUUCAAUAAAUUUGAUAGUCCUGAUAUGUAUUUAUGUAAAAUAAGAGGAAAUCCUAUAUGGUAUCAAGUUUUAGGAUUGAAUUUAUUUACAUACACAAGAAAUUUAAAUUCUGUAGUAAUUUAGGCUCCUAUGACUAUGGAUUUAGAAUUAAAAUAAAAAUACUAAGCAAUUAAUUAAUUAUGUGGAGAAGGAUCAAAAAACAAUUCAUUAUUAAUUUGUAAAGGAGAUUAUGAAGCAAUAAAAUCAAAAUUGCAAUUAAAUCAUAAAGAAAGAGAAGAAUUAGACUCUUAUAUUUAACAUUACAAAUAGAGAGGAAUUAGAAUGAUUAUCUAUGCAACUAGAGUUUUGAGUGAAAAAGAAACAGAGAGUUAUAAAUAAUAAUUUAAUCUAUUACAUAGUUCUUUAACAAAUCAAGAUACACUUCUUGAGGAAUUAGCAUUAGAAUAUGAGAAAGAAUUGAAUAUAUUGGGAAUGACAGGAUUUAAAGAAGAAUUAAAGAAUGAUGCUUUAGAUUUCAUAAAAACAGUUAAAGAUUGUAAUAUUGAUAUUUGGUUAUUGAGUGGUGAUUAGGAAUUUUAAACAAUCAGUUGUGCAUAAUCAUUAGAAAUGAUGGAAGCAUCAAAAUAUUUGAGGAUUGUUGCAACUGAUAAAGAAUAGAUAUGGUUAUAAAUUAAUACAGCUAUAGGACAAAUUUAAAGUGAACUUUAAAAAAUACAAGAGAAAUAAUAAGAUAAGCAUUUGAAUGAGAAUAUUACAAACAGAAGUAUGAUUAAAACAAGUGUUACAUUUUUUGAAGGAGCAUCAUAUUAAUAAGUAUUAAAAUUUUUUUUAGUGGUUAAUGGCCAUUCAUUAUCUUUGAUAAGUGAAUCACCUGAUUUAAUGAGUCAUUUUAGGUUCUUAUCAUGUGUUUGUAAGAAUUUAAUUGGAUUCAAUAUGAAUCCUUAAUAAAAAGAAUUAGCUUGUAUGAUAAUUCGUAAUUACUUUCCAAAUAAUCCUACAGUUUUAGGAGUAGGUGAUGGAUAUAAUGAUGCAUUGAUGAUGUAAGCUGCAAAUAUAAGUAUUGAAAUAAUAAACAGCAAAAGAAAUCAUAUUUAUCCUUAAGUGAAUGCAGGAGAUAUUAGUGUUAAUACACUUUUUGAAAUCAAAGUAUUAUUAUUAUAGAAAUGUAAAUUGCAUAGUGAAAGAGUAUCAUCAAUGAUCAUCUAUUUAUUUUAUAGUGCUGGUUUCUUAGGUAUGACAUUAUUCUUUUUUAAUUGGUUUUGUCAAUUUACAGCUACAUCCUUACAUGAUUCAAUGACAGUAUUUUUAUACAUUUUUUUAUAUACUACUCCUAAUGCAUUAGUCAUAGGUUUAGCUGAUAAGUAGACAGAGCCAUUAGUAAAUGCUAGAUUUCCUGCAUUUUAUAUAGAUGGUUAAAUAAGAACACGUAGAUUCUGGCUUAAUUAUUUGAUUGAAGGCUUUUUAGAGUCAAUCUUAUGUGCUGCUUACACAUUAUAUUCUUGUAUUUACAUGGUUAAUUAUGCAUGGACAAAUGAUGGUUAUUAAUCAGAUAUGCAAAUGGUAGCAACAUCAAUAAUCUAUAUACUUAUUACUGUGUCAUCUUUAAAAGUAUUGUUUAGAUUGAUCUGCAAUAAUGUAAGUGUUGUUGUUAUAGCUUUUCUAUUCACUUUUGGUUUAUUGGUUGGAUUUGUUUUCCUUAAUUAUAGAGGAGAUUUUAGUAAUUAUGAUUAUUAGGAAUUGACAUAUCAAUUAUUUACAAGAUUUAAUAGUAUUGUUGCAAUGAUAUUUAGUCUUAUUGGUUGUUAUUUUAUUAAUUACUUUUUACAUGAUGUAAUAAAAUUGUUAUACUUUCCAAAUGCAUAUUAAUAAUUUGCAUUUAAAAAUAAAAGUGGUGUAGAGUAGGAAUUAAUUACAAACAAAGAGAUUUUACAUUAAUGUUUAGAUUUAUAAAUGUAAAUAUUAAUUAUUAUUAAAUAAUAGUAAUGUUUCAUCCAUAAUAUAAAAGGUGUUCAUUGAUUGUUCAACAACUUUACCUUAUAUCUAAGAGAUGUUGAAUCCAGGUGAUACAAAAGUAACUGAAAUGAAAUUGAAACCUCUAACACUUGAAAUGAAAGAAUUAGUUUUAGAAUAAAAGUUUUUAGCUCAUAAAUUAAUUUAAUCUUUAAAGCAUUUAAGAUUAUUCUUAUGUAUUCUAUUAUUAUACUAUAUUGCAUAUUGUUUAACAGACUUCUUUUUGACAGAUUAAAGAGUAUUUACAGGAGCAUACUAUUUAGUAGUAUUUGGAAUAAUCUUUAUUAUAAUACUCUUUUCUUGUAGUCAUAUAAUGGAAUAAUAAUAUUAUACAUACUCACAUCUAAUAGUGUUGAUUAUAUUUGCAAUAAAAGUAGCAAUUGAUUGGUUAUCAGAUGAUUUGACUAUAACAUUAUCUGCUACUAUAGUGAUAUUAUUUAGUACAUUUAAUUCAAUGAAUAUGAGUGUGAUACCAAUAAUGUUGUAUAAUAUCUGUUAUUUGAUUUAACUUAUUGUAAGAAUAUUGAUAAUUGUGAUUUCAACAGAUCUGAGUACAUCUAAUGGAACUUAUUCUCAAAGUAGAGUAUCUGUAUAUGCAGCUAGCACUUAGAUUUUAUUAGUUGUGAGUAUCACAAUAAGAUUUUUAUUCAGUUAUUUCAAAUCUAUCAAACAUAGAAGAAAUGAUUACUUAGCAAAAUAUUAAAUUGAAUAAGAUAAUGUAGCUGCCUAAGAUAUAUUGAGUAUAUUAGUUCCUAGAUUUGUGAGAUAACAGAUAUCUACAGGGAUAUAUUCAAUGUAAUAAGCUUAAGAUGAUGUUUCAAUAUUAUUUGCUUACAUUUGUGAUUUUGAUACUAUAAUGAAAGAGGAAGGUAAGAAUGUAGUUUUAAUGUUGGAUUCAUUAUUUAGAUUAUAUGAUAAUUUAUGUAUUCAACAUGGAGUACAAAAGAUUGAAACUGUUGGAUAUACAUAUAUGGCUGCUACAGGAAUUAAAGCAUGUGAAUAAAAUAUGACUGCUCAUGUAACAAGAAUUGAGAAAACUAUGAGAUUAGUUAAUUUGGCUUUUGAUAUGAUGUAACAAGUAUAAGGUAGAAAGUAUGGAAAAGGUAAUCAAAUUGAAAUGAAAAUUGGUAUACAUGUUGGACGUGUAAUUGCAGGAGUUAUUGGUCAUCAUAAACCAUAAUUUUCAUUAAUAGGAGAUCCUGUCAAUUAAACAAGUAGAGUGGGUUCAACUGGAGAUACAGGAGCAAUUACACUUAGUGAAUAAGCUUUUAAAUAAGCAAAACAUGGAAUUAAAUACUAUGAGAAGAAAUAGAAGGAAGCAAAAGGUUUAGGAAUUAUUGAUACUUAUUAAGUAUUCAAAACAAAACCUAUAGGUUAUUAAAUACCAAAAGCAUUUUAAUUAUGGUAAAAUUGUACAAAGGUUGUAGUGAAAGAAGUACGAUAAAAAGGAAUUUCAAAAACGAAAAAGUAAAGGGAAUUUCUAUCAUAAUUACAUAAUUCAAUUUACUAGGAUAAUUUAAAAUAAUCUAAUAAAGUAGAAAUAUCUCCUAAAGGACCAUAAACAAUGCCUAUGUUAAUACCAUAAGGUUCAGCUUUAGAAGAAAAUAGAUCUAGAUUAACAAUUCCAGUUUAAAUAUCAGAACAAGUAUUAACUGAAGAUUCAUUAUUAAUAACAAAUGAAUAAGAAGAUAGAGAGUUAGAGUUGAUUAAACCAAAUAUUAUUUUAGAUAUACCAGAGAAUGAAAUAAAAUCUAAUUUCAAUCAAAUUCUUAAGGAAUAAAAUAUAUAUGAAUCUAGAGUUGGUAUGAUAUUUUUAUGGAUAACUUAUUUCAUUAUUACUCUAUUAUCAAUAAUCGUUCGUAAAUUGUUUGAUCAUGAUUUGUUGAUCUUUGUUUUGAGAGUAAUAAAUUUAUAUAUAUAUAUAUAGGCUAUUUUCUUGAUUUUAGUAUUUGUACUAUAUCCAAUAUUAUCCAAAGCUUAUAGAAAUAGAGUAGUUAAUACUAUGUAUUAUAUCUUAAUUAUUUAUGCUAUUUUCACUGUACUUUUCUAGGCAUAUUUGACUGACAAUAGAGAAGUAGCAAUAAUUUGUCUAUUAGAAAUACUUUAUAUAAUGAUAGUUUCUUGUUAAAUGAAAAUGUUUUCGUUUCUGUAAGUAAUACUAUAUAUGAUGAUCAUGCUUGCAUUAUUUUUAGGAUUCUACAUUUCUACUGACUUAAUUACUCAUUAUGCAAUCUUUUAUAUUUGUUGUUGCAUGCUCAUUCUAUUAUUAGGAUAUUAUCUUGCAAUGAGUGAAUAAAUAUAAAUGUUCAAUAAUUUAUAAAUCAAUGAAGAAAAGAAGGUUAAACAAAUAAAUCUCGUCAGUUAAUUAUUACCUAUGCAUUCCUAUCUUAAAAUGAAGAAUAGUUCUAUCUAUGAUAAAAGUGACUUAAUAGAUGAAUUUGAUGAUGUGACUCUCCUCUUUGCUGAUAUCAAAGGUUUCACUGAAUACUCACAUACUUAAACUCCUGAAGGUGUAGUAACUAUGUUAAGAAAUCUUUUCACAGAAUUUGAUAAACUAUGUCAAAGAUAUAAUGUCUAUAAAAUGUAUACUAUAGGUGAUUGUUAUGUUGUUAUGGGAUUCACUAAUAGUGCAAAACGAAAUGUAUUUACUCUUAUCCAUUUAUUUAGCCUAUUUAAGAAGCCAUUAAUACUGUAAAGAUGGGAUUCUAAAUGGUCGACAUUAUUAUGUCUGUUAGGUAGAAAAUCAAAUUUGAUAAAUUGAAUAUGAGAAUUGGUAUACAUACUGGAUAAGUAACAGGAGGUAUCAUAGGAACUGAUAUUGUUCGAUAUGAUAUCUAUGGAAAAGAUGUCUCUAUUGCUAAUAAAAUGGAAAGUAGUGGAGUUGAAGGAAGAGUACAAGUCUCUGAAACAACUAAAUUAAUGAUUGAAAGAGCUGAAAAACAUGCUUUUAACUUUAAAUUUCACCAUGUAAUUUUUUGAUUUCUAAUAUAGGAUGUUGAAUUGAAUAAAUUUAAUAUGAAUAUCAAAGGAUUCCUUGUUGAUUGGGAUAAAAGAAGAGAAGAUGCUAGUAUAGAUCCUUACAGAUCCCCAAGUCGAAAUUAAUGA
Messenger RNA from Paramecium pentaurelia, 7036 nucleotides. Lineage: Eukaryota; Ciliophora; Oligohymenophorea; Peniculida; Parameciidae. The record is from the annotation of a GenBank genome assembly.